AUGGCAGACUUCGUCAAGAGAGGUAGCGUGCAGCUCGUAAAACACAGCGGUGAACAAAUAAAGCAAGCUGCCAAAGAGGUUCGAGCCGCUGUGCGAGCGCGACACAUCGUUGCUGCGCUCGUUGCAGUGGGAUUCGCACUAUGUGGGGCUGUUGAAGUGAGUUCUUCAGUAGCAUUGCUCGCCAACCAGAAAGACAAUCAUGCCAUCAUCGACACGUCGUGGCACUGUGACAUGCUGGUCAAUAUUAGUAGUCGAAAUCGAACAGAAGAUUUCGAAGUCAUACUGUUAGAGUUACCACCAGAGGAACGUACAGAAUCUAUAAUGAGAGAGGCAUUUUUGUGGGGUCAAGUCGCUGGACCAAUUCUAGGAGGAUGCUUGGUAUGGGGAAGAUCUGGUCCGUCCAUGGUGUUUUCACGUGCUGUUCUUAGCGCUUGUUUAGCUUCUUUGCUGGUACCAGCUGCAUGGAGAGGUCCGUCUCAUGUAGCACUUCGUUUGUUGCAGGGAUUAUGUACAGGCGCGACCAUGCCUGCUGCUCACAUGCUUGCAAUGACCUGGUUUAAGAGCAAUCAUAGAAGCUGGUACUUCAGUUGUUACGCUGCUGUCAGUGUUGGAUACUGUCUCACGGGAUGGUUAGGUACAGCUGUUGUUCGAAGUUUUGGCCGAGAUUCUCUUUGCUAUGGUCUCGUUAUCAUUGCACUAUGUUGGUACUUCGCUUUCGGCCGAUUCGUUAAAGAUACGCCGAAGUCUUACCAGCACGACACAAAUGCAUCCGUAAUUCCAUGGGGAAAAUUGCUACGUUCGGUACCUGUUUGGGCGUCCGCAGUAGCAACUAUGGGCAAUCAAUGGGGCGACGCAACCCUUUCUCUCGGUAUGACGAAAUACCUAAAACUUAUAUAUGGAUUCUCUACAGCUAACGAUUCCGUUUUGACGACGUUACCUCACAUUGGUCACUUCAUGGCUGCGUUAACGUGCGGCCUUCUCGUAGAUCACGUUCGCGAAUCUAAGAUAGUUUCAACGACAACGGCGAGAAAGUUGGUCGUUUACACUGCUCAUUUUAUCCCGGCGGCUUUGCUUUUUGUCGCCGGUUACGCCGGUUGCCAAGCAUUAGGAGCCGCUUGGUUGGGUAUAGCCGCUCUCCUCGUUUCUGGUACAGCGCCUGCCGGUGCGUUAGCGGCGAUAGCCGACCUCGCACCUGUAGAAUCUCCAGCCUGUGCAGCGGCAGCGUGCGCCUUGUGCUCCACUCUAGGGGCAGCGGGCUUGCUGGCUGCAAACUAUUUCGUUACUCAGGCUCUUCAUGGAUCUAUCGCGGGUUCGUGGCGAUUAGUCUUCGGCGUCGCGUCCGUGGUUUUAUUAACGACCGCAGCGGUUUUCUUGGCUGUCGGUAAGGGCACUCCGCAACCGUGGAUCCCUUCUGUCGCCCGACCACGAAGUCACGACGCGAUUUACGAACAAGACGCUUCGGAACUCGAUUACGAGGACGUCGCUGUACAAACGGAACCAUUCGAUCCUUACCCGCUCGAAGAGGAUGUCGAGAGUGUGAAAAACGUUCCUCGUUCCGCCUCUGUUCACUCGAAGGUCUCGUUGACGUCCAAUUAA
Molecule: messenger RNA, 1596 nt
Organism: Dufourea novaeangliae
Lineage: Eukaryota; Metazoa; Arthropoda; Insecta; Hymenoptera; Halictidae
Product: sialin-like
Exons: 9
Coding region: 1-1596 (531 amino acids)
Biological process (GO): transmembrane transport; monoatomic anion transport
Cellular component (GO): plasma membrane
Molecular function (GO): transmembrane transporter activity
Source: RefSeq, a predicted model, not a curated record